AUGUCGUCAAUUUCGAGCGAUUCUUGUCCUGAGUCCGAUGUGUUCUCCACGGCUACAAAAACUGAAGUUAGACGACUUGCAGGAGAUCGCUGUUGGGUAUGUCAAUCUACAGAACCUCAGAUCUGCCAUGUAAUCGCGAAUGAGGAUAAGCAACUGGAUGUUUGGUUUGAGGCGGGCCUUCUCAACUUCUCUUUACUAUCGGCAGCAAACGGAAUACCUCUCUGUGCGACUUGUCACACCCAGUUUGAUCGAGCUCAUGACCCAGGAUUCGUCUUUAUACCCACCGACCUACAGUACUUUAUCGAUUUUGAGCUCGAGGAUAGAGAGAGGAGAUUAGCUAGUAAUACUCUCCCUCGGCAGGUCCCAACAAGUGUCAUGUACAGGGACCAUUUAAUGAAGGAGAAGAAGAUCCCAGAUGAUACAACGAGUGGACUGUAUCGACCAAUUUUCCUGAAAGAGUACCUGCUUCAAGGUAUUAUCUCUGUCGAAGAUCUCGGCUUCACAAAACCUAAACAGUGGCAUGGGGCUCCAAUUGCGACGUUACGGCGAGGUAUCCUAGCCCUCGGGAGCGCUAGGAUCACUUCACUUGAUAAAGUGACCGUCGCUCAACUGCAAGUGCUCCGUGACCUGUACUUUCGACCGGUUGAAGAUAACUCGGUAAACGUCAGAAGUAGUUUGGUCCAACCAGAUAUUCAUUGCCAGAAACGACGUACGGAUGAUGAUGACGAUGAGCAACCUAAAAAUAAGAGGUUCAAGCGGGAUUCGACCAGGACAGACAAGCCAGAGCACAUGGAUGGUAACGACUUGGACGCCAAGCAGCAUUAUCUUCGUGCUUUCGAGGCAGAAUGGGUUUUGGGCCCUAAUUUCACCACCGAACAAAUCAUUCAUCGGUACGCUCCUUUAUUUGCUCAUGAUUGA
Molecule: messenger RNA, 918 nt
Organism: Aspergillus alliaceus
Lineage: Eukaryota; Fungi; Ascomycota; Eurotiomycetes; Eurotiales; Aspergillaceae
Product: HNH endonuclease signature motif containing protein
Exons: 2
Coding region: 1-918 (305 amino acids)
Source: RefSeq, a predicted model, not a curated record